Messenger RNA from Apodemus sylvaticus (European woodmouse), 3374 nucleotides. It is a transcript of the gene Dhx16, whose product is annotated as DEAH-box helicase 16. The transcript has 20 exons. Gene Ontology annotation, cellular component: catalytic step 2 spliceosome; intracellular anatomical structure. NCBI's taxonomy places the organism in Eukaryota, Metazoa, Chordata, Mammalia, Rodentia, Muridae. The coding region runs from base 161 to 3292 and encodes 1043 amino acids. The record is from RefSeq and is a predicted model, not a curated record. Gene Ontology annotation, molecular function: ATP binding; RNA binding.
GUUUCGCGAGCCUGUGAGACUGUAGAACUACCCAAUCCCGCACUCUGGACGAGGAAGCUGUACCGCAGCCGGUGCGAGGCCGUGACACCGCGGGCCUCUCCCGGCCCCGCCGUAGUCCUGGCCGCUCCGCGGUUGCGCGGCCGGAGCGGGACGCGUCGCUAUGGCGACGCCGGCGGGGCUGGAGCGGUGGGUGCAGGAGGAGCUGCACUCCGUGCUGGGGCUGAGCGAGCGGCACGUCGCGCAGUUUCUGAUCGGUACGGCGCAGCGCUGCGCCUCAGCCGAGGAGUUUGUGCAGCGUCUGCGCGACACCGACACUCUGGACCUGGGCGGGCCGGCGCGGGACUUCGCGCUGAGGCUCUGGAGCAAGGUGCCACGGAAAGCCGUGGUGGAAAAGCCAGCUCGGGCAGCUGAGCGAGAGGCCCGAGCCCUGCUGGAGAAGAACCGUUCUUAUAAGUUGUUGGAAGACAGCGAGAGUGGUGAGGAGGCAGUGGGCGCUAACGAGAGCAGCCUCCAGAAGAAGCGGAAGAGAAGGAAACACCUCAGGAAGAAACACCAGGAGGAGGAAGAGGAGGAAGAGGUUUCUGAGUCAGGGAAGCAGAAGACAGGGGGGAGUAAAUCACCCACGGAGGAGAAGCCAGCCUCAGAGGAUGAGUGGGAGAAGACUGAGCGUGAGCGUCUCCAGGACUUGGAGGAACGGGAUGCCUUUGCAGAGCGGGUUCGGCAGCGGGACAAGGACCGGACCAGGAAUGUUCUGGAGCGGUCAGAUAAGAAGGCUUAUGAAGAGGCUCAGAAGCGCCUCAAGAUGGCUGAGGAAGACCGGAAGGCCAUGGUCCCUGAGCUCCGUAAGAAGUCCCGUCGGGAAUACCUGGCGAAGCGGGAGCGGGAAAAGCUAGAGGACCUGGAGGCGGAACUGGCCGACGAGGAGGUCCUUUUUGGGGACGUGGAGCUGAGCCGCCAUGAGCGCAGGGAGCUCAAGUACAAGCGACGUGUGCGUGACCUGGCUCGGGAGUACCAGGCAGCUGGCGAGCAGGAGAAGCUGGAGGCCACUAAUCGCUACCACAUGCCCAAGGAGACUCGAGGACAGCCAGCUCGAGCUGUGGACAUCGUGGAGGAGGAGUCAGGUGCCCCGGGAGAGGAGCAGCGGCGCUGGGAGGAGGGCCGGCUGGGUGCUGCAUCCCUUAAGUUUGGGGCCCGAGAUGCUGCUGCGCAGGAGCCCAAGUACCAGCUGGUGCUGGAGGAGGACGAGACCAUCGAGUUUGUCCGUGCUGCUCAGCUCCAGGGUGACGAGGAGCCGUCCUCAGGCCCACCCCUGUCAGCCCAGGCCCAGCAGAAGGAGUCCAUCCAGGCUGUGCGCCGCAGCCUGCCAGUGUUCCCCUUCCGAGAGGAGCUCCUGACUGCCAUCGCCAACCAUCAGGUCCUCAUCAUCGAAGGCGAGACUGGCUCCGGGAAGACCACACAGAUCCCACAGUACCUCUUUGAGGAGGGUUACACAAAGAAGGGCAUGAAGAUUGCUUGCACCCAGCCCCGGAGGGUGGCGGCCAUGAGUGUGGCAGCCCGAGUGGCCCGGGAGAUGGGUGUGAAGCUUGGGAAUGAGGUGGGCUACAGCAUCCGGUUUGAGGACUGCACAUCAGAGAGAACUGUUCUCCGCUACAUGACAGAUGGAAUGCUGCUCCGGGAGUUCCUCUCUGAGCCUGACCUUGCAAGUUACAGUGUGGUGAUGGUGGAUGAAGCUCAUGAGCGGACCUUGCACACAGACAUUCUCUUUGGGUUGAUCAAAGACGUUGCUAGAUUCCGACCUGAGCUCAAGGUCCUGGUGGCUUCAGCCACACUGGAUACUGCCCGUUUUUCUGCCUUCUUUGAUGACGCCCCUGUCUUCCGAAUCCCUGGACGCAGGUUUCCAGUUGACAUCUUCUAUACCAAGGCCCCAGAGGCUGACUACCUGGAAGCCUGUGUUGUGUCUGUGCUGCAGAUCCAUGUGACCCAGCCCCCUGGGGAUAUCCUGGUGUUCCUGACAGGACAGGAAGAGAUUGAGGCUGCCUGUGAGAUGCUCCAGGACCGCUGCCGCAGGCUGGGCUCCAAAAUCCGGGAGCUCCUGGUGCUGCCCAUUUAUGCCAACCUGCCCUCAGACAUGCAGGCUCGCAUCUUCCAGCCCACACCCCCCGGGGCCCGGAAGGUGGUGGUGGCAACAAACAUUGCAGAAACUUCCCUUACCAUCGAAGGCAUCAUUUAUGUGCUGGAUCCAGGGUUCUGCAAGCAGAAGAGCUACAACCCUCGCACAGGCAUGGAGUCGCUCACGGUCACACCCUGCAGCAAGGCUUCAGCCAAUCAGCGGGCUGGCCGCGCAGGUCGAGUGGCUGCUGGGAAGUGCUUCCGCCUGUAUACAGCCUGGGCCUAUCAGCAUGAGCUGGAGGAGACCACAGUUCCUGAGAUCCAGAGGACAAGCCUGGGCAACGUUGUGCUGCUGCUAAAGAGCUUAGGGAUCCACGACCUGAUGCACUUUGAUUUCCUGGACCCUCCUCCAUACGAGACCCUGCUGCUGGCUUUGGAACAGCUUUAUGCACUUGGCGCCCUCAACCACCUUGGAGAACUCACCACGUCUGGUCGAAAGAUGGCAGAGCUGCCUGUGGAUCCCAUGUUGUCUAAAAUGAUCUUGGCCUCUGAGAAGUACAGCUGUUCAGAAGAGAUCCUGACCGUGGCUGCUAUGCUGUCUGUCAACAAUUCCAUUUUCUACCGGCCCAAGGAUAAGGUCGUCCAUGCCGACAAUGCCCGUGUCAACUUUUUCCUCCCUGGUGGGGACCACCUGGUUCUGCUCAAUGUGUACACACAGUGGGCCGAGAGUGGCUACUCUUCCCAGUGGUGCUAUGAAAACUUCGUACAGUUCAGGUCCAUGCGCCGAGCCCGGGAUGUGCGGGAACAAUUGGAGGGGCUCUUGGAGCGUGUGGAAGUCGGCUUGACUUCUUGCCAAGGUGACUACGUUCGUGUGAGAAAGGCCAUCACUUCGGGUUAUUUUUACCACACAGCAAGGCUGACUCGGAGUGGCUACCGCACAGUGAAACAGCAACAAACAGUGUUUAUCCAUCCCAACUCCUCUCUCUUUGAACAACAGCCACGCUGGUUGCUCUACCAUGAGCUUGUCUUGACCACAAAGGAAUUCAUGAGACAGGUAUUGGAGAUUGAAAGUAGCUGGCUUUUGGAAGUGGCUCCCCACUACUAUAAGGCCAAGGAGCUAGAAGAUCCUCAUGCUAAGAAAAUGCCCAAAAAAGUCGGCAAGACACGAGAAGAGCUGGGCUAGAAAGUGACAUGGACUGAGCCUUGCAGCUCUUUUUUCCUUCCAUACUUUAUUUAAUAUCUAGUAAACAAAAUUAUUUUUGGAA